ACCACCUCCCCAAGCAAGGAGCCAUUCGGGCGCUUACGGCCGCGCCGGCUUCCACGCCCCGGGCCAGCGCGGGCGCUCAGGCCUCGGUGGCGUGGUGAUGGCCGCCUCGCACCGAGCAGCGAAGCUGGCGGCCAACAGUCUCCAAACCCCGGUCAAUCCCAGCACCGGAGCGCGGGUCACCCAUUACGAACGCAAAGACCCCAUACAGUCCCUGUCAGCGGCGGCGGCGGCCUUGGAGGAGGAGGAAGAGGAGCAGGAGGAGAAGGAGGAGGAGGAGGAGGAGGAAGAGGCAGCGGGGCCGGCGCGGGCGCCGGCUGAUUUUAACACGAACAUUUCUGGGGUAAAUGAACAAAAACGUAUAAGCUGUGAGGAUUUUGUGGACUUUUCUGAUAUUUACCACUCUAAUGAAGAGUACUUCAGGAAACUAGAAGAGCUGAAGGCAGCCCACAUGGAAACUAUGGCAAAGUUAGAGAAAAUGUACCAGAAUAAGUUAAAUUUAAAGGAAGUUCAGCCAGCGAUCACCAUGGAAGAAGCUGCUAGUGUCUCUUCCAGGUCUGUAUCAGAAAAGAGCUCUCAUCAUCCUGUUUCAUUAAUGACAUCAAUUUCAGAACCUGAUUUAGGUCAGUCUUCCUCCUUGAUUGUGUCUUUCUCUGAAGAUGAGUUGCCCAACGUAGAAAAAGAGUAUUCUGAGAAAAGCAGAAUGAUGACCUAUGCUAAGGAGCUCAUCAGCAACAUGUGGACAAACUUCUCUGUUGAAGAUUAUAUUCAGGUUGAAGAUGCUGACUUGCCAGCACUCAAAAAAAAAAAAAAGAAGCCAAAAGAAUGGGUGCCAAAGAUUACAGUACCUGAGCCUUUUCAAAUGAUGAUUAGAGAGCAGAAGAAAAAAGAAGAGAACAUGAAAUCUAAAUCAGAUAUUGAAAUGGCACGCAAACUGCUCAAGAAACAAGAAGAAGAAUCAGAGUGUAAGAAAAAAUUCCGAGCCAACCCAGUUCCUGCAUUCGUCUUUCUCCCCCUUUAUCAUGAUAUAGUCAAGCAAAAUGAAGAACGGAGGAGGUCUAUGAAGGAGAAAAACAAAGAAGCCCUUUUGGCCUCGCAAAAGCCGUUUCAGUUUAUUGCAAGGGAGGAACAGAAGCAAAUUCGGGAAAAGCAGCUGAAAGACUUUUUUAAGUCUAAAAAGAAAACAAACCAAUUUAAAGCCAGACCGAUACCUCGAUCUACUUAUGGUACAACUAUCAAUGACAAGUUAACAGAAGAGCUCUAUAGAAACAUUAGGACGCAGCAGAGAACCCAAGACUUUUUACAGAAUUCAUCCCCUCUGCCUUGUAGUCCAGCUCACAGAAGUUAUGCUACAAGGAAGCCCAAGUGUCCUGAACAGGCUGAAAAGUCCAAGUGUAAACACAAGGUUAGGUGCCAGACUGCUGAUUCUGAAGACCUUCCUGAGAGAUAUCAGAAACAUCACUCAGAACAGAAGUGUCCAAAAUCCCUGACAGUCUGUGAACCAUCUGACCUUCAUGCAGCCUCACAUGCAUCCACUAAAAGAGAGAAAAUCUUGGCAGAUAUUGAAGCAGAUGAAGAGAAUUUAAAAGAAACACGUUGGCCUUAUCUGUCUCCAAGGCGCAGGUCACCAGUAAGAAGUACAAAUGGAAAACCUGUGCCUUGUAGCUGCAACCCUCCCAUGCCCACGGUGUCCUCCAGGGGAAGAGAACAAGCCACAAGGAGAUCACUUGAGGAAAAGAAAAUGUUGGAAGAAGAGAGAAAUCGGAUCCUAACUAAGCAGAAGCAAAGAAUGAAAGAAUUGCAGAAACUCUUGACAACCCGGGCUAAGGCUUAUGACUCACAUCAGAGUUUAGCUCAAAUGUCUAAAUCCAGAAUAAAAUCUCUCAGAAAGAGUGAAAAAGAAAGGAUGAGAGAAUACCGACAAGAACUAGAAGAAAGAGAAGAAAAAUUAAAAAACAGGCCACUGCUAUUUGAAAGAGUUGCUCAGAAAAAUGCAAGAAUGGCAGCAGAAAAGCAUUAUUCUAACACCUUAAAAGCACUAGGAAUAUCUGAUGAGUUUGUUUCAAAAAAAGGCCAAAGUGGAAAAAUAUUUGAGUACUUCAGCAAUCAAGAGAUGAAAAGUUUCACUGAAGAUAAAGAAAGCUUUAAUGAAGAAGAAAAAAUAGAAGAAAGAGAGAAUGGGGAAGAAAAUUAUCUUACUGAUACCAACAGCCAAGAUUCUUGCAAGGAAACUGGUAAAGCUGAAGAGAGUGGAGAAGAGAAUUGUGUUGAAGAAUAAAACUGAAUCAGUCGGCAGGGUCUCCUCUCUGUUCCCCUGCUGUUGUUGGCAGCAUUGGGUGUCAGAAGCCGCACUUGUGGUGUUAAGGACCUCCAUGGGAACCCGUCUGAUACGUGCAGGUCUCUUGAGCAAAGUCCUCGUGUAGCCUGAAAAGGCCAAAUCCAGCUGAUGGGUCAUUUGGUCAGUGAGAGUCAGGCUUUGCCUAUUCAGUUUUUAAAAUCACUGCAUAUGGUCUGUUUGCAACUUUGAUCUUACUUCUAUUUUUAAAAAGUGUUUGAGAAUCACAGCUGUCAAACUGAUUAGGUAUAAAAAUAUACAUAAUUUUAUCAUUUUGGGUGGAAAAAAUUGCUUAGCAUUGAGAGCAGAGGGGAGUAUCGGCCUUUGGUUUGAAAAAAAGUUCUGGAAAGCAUGAAUCAAUAAAUAUUUUUAAAUUAUA
Kogia breviceps (pygmy sperm whale) is the source of this 2711-nucleotide messenger RNA. RefSeq names its product FAM161 centrosomal protein A (gene FAM161A). NCBI's taxonomy places the organism in Eukaryota, Metazoa, Chordata, Mammalia, Artiodactyla, Physeteridae. Gene Ontology annotation, biological process: cilium organization. Gene Ontology annotation, cellular component: cilium; photoreceptor connecting cilium; ciliary basal body. The record is from RefSeq and is a predicted model, not a curated record.